This is a messenger RNA of Ruditapes philippinarum (Manila clam), 364 nucleotides long. RefSeq names its product dnaJ homolog subfamily C member 9-like. Lineage: Eukaryota; Metazoa; Mollusca; Bivalvia; Venerida; Veneridae. Gene Ontology annotation, cellular component: nucleus; cytoplasm. The transcript has 2 exons. The annotation marks the transcript as partial. Gene Ontology annotation, molecular function: heat shock protein binding. The record is from RefSeq and is a predicted model, not a curated record.
ACACGACGUGUAUAUAACACUUAUCACAGGCUAACGCGCGCUAACAAAUUUUGAUUUUUAAAGAUGCCUAGUUUAAUCGAAGAAUGCAAGGAAUAUUUUGCUACAGACAAUUUAUAUGAUGUUCUCGGGGUUAAGAAAACAGCCACUGAAGCACAAGUAAAGAAGGGUUAUCACAAGGUAUCACUGAAGGUUCAUCCAGACCGUGUUGCACCAGAAGAAAAAGAUGCUGCCACUGUGAAGUUUCAAACAAUAGGAAAAGUUUACUGUAUCCUCUCAAAUAAGGAGAAAAGAGCUGUCUAUGAUGAAACAGGUAUGAGACAGUUAUUUUUAUGCCACCGCAGCAUCUGCGAUGCGGUGGCAUAUA